AACUCAAUUCGACACUCUUUUCAACAAACAACAAUGUUAUCUUUCGACGACUACCUCGAUGACAACGUAUUUUCAUUCGACAUUCACUCUUUAGAUCCAAUAGACGAUUUCACAACAACUUCCUUCGAUGGUAGCCACAACCCAUUUUGCUUCGACUGGAUAGUACAACAGUCACAGGCCUAUCAACCACCAACUAUGGCAAAGGAUGAGUUCUGCGUCAACCCUUCCUUAGCAACCAGCAUCCCAUCAUCCUACACGACUUAUGCGGAGUCAGAAUCCACCACGAUGUCUAGCUCAGCAUCAGCUUCACAAUCAGUUACACUUUCUCCUGCUAUGACUGAAACCUCAAUCGAUUUCCAAAACACAAUGGAUAGACUCGGUUCAAGUGCAGGCUCAUCUUCUAGCGCAAGUAGCUCUGAGGAAUCACAGGCUGGUCCUAUCAGAAAGUUCAAGUGUCCAAUUUGUCCAAGAGCUUUCGCCAGACAGUUCAACUUGAAGCAACACAUCCACACCCACGAUCCAGAUAGAAUUAAACCACAUGAAUGCACAUACAACGGAUGCGGAAGACGUUUCUCAAGAAAGCACGAUUUGGUUAGACAUGCUCAAUCAAUUCAUGGUGUUGCUGGUCCACCUACAAAAUCAACGAAGAAACAAUCCCCUCAAGCGAUCGCUGACAUGAUUGCAAAAAGACAAAACGCUAGAAAGAAAACUACCGCUUAAGUCUUUCGGUGCAAUUCUUUAUAACAUUCUCACAGACACUGUGAUGGCUCAACUUUCUAAACGCCAGAGAUACCACUCUGUUCUUUUUUGAAAGCGAUAGGUCAUUUUGCUCUGUCAAUCCCUUCAACCUCGUCGAGCCGAUUGAUAUAAUCAAAAUGAUAAUUCUUUCACUUUCAUUAAGCUUUCACUCAUUAGUUUCUAGUCUCUACAAUUAUUCUUUCAAACCCUCCCCCCUGCCCGUGGUUAUAACGGUUUUUCUUCUCAAUUUUAUAGACAGUGGCUAACGUUAUAGUCACCUUGAGCAGGCAAUCGGGUAUGCAUUUUUAAAAGCCACAAAAUAUAUAAAGGAAAAUUUCUUCUCUUUCUUUUUUAUAUCGCAAUCACGCAUUUUGUAGAUUUUUUUACAUUGACG
Messenger RNA from Wallemia mellicola CBS 633.66, 1132 nucleotides. RefSeq lists its product as hypothetical. Gene Ontology annotation, molecular function: DNA-binding transcription factor activity, RNA polymerase II-specific; RNA polymerase II cis-regulatory region sequence-specific DNA binding. Gene Ontology annotation, cellular component: nucleus. Gene Ontology annotation, biological process: regulation of transcription by RNA polymerase II. NCBI's taxonomy places the organism in Eukaryota, Fungi, Basidiomycota, Wallemiomycetes, Wallemiales, Wallemiaceae. The transcript is spliced from 2 exons. Bases 34 to 720 code for a protein of 228 amino acids. The record is from RefSeq and is a predicted model, not a curated record.